AAGAGACCAAGAUCCUAUAACUUGGCUUGAAGAUAUUGAUAAAGCCUUUGAAGCCAAUCUUAUAUCAUCACUUCAAAAGAUUUUUGUGAUUAUUCUAAUGCUCAAGGGUCUAGCUACAAUAUGGUAG
Racocetra persica is the source of this 127-nucleotide messenger RNA. The record is from the annotation of a GenBank genome assembly. NCBI's taxonomy places the organism in Eukaryota, Fungi, Glomeromycota, Glomeromycetes, Diversisporales, Gigasporaceae.